UCCUCGGCUCAAAGCUCUGCUCAGUCGGUUCUGAGGUGAUUUUCCAAGAACAUCAUGGUUUUUCGUGGACUUUUGGCCGUUUUUCUUCUGGGUUUCUGUUCCAGAGCCCAAGCAUCCUUGGUAAAAUGCUCUUGUGAUCCUGGUCCUGCGGGAGAGCGAGGACCUCCAGGUCCGCCAGGUCCUCCAGGUAAUGGCAAUGGUGGCUUUUGGGGCUACCCGCCCACUGGUCCUUUCCCCCCGAAUGUGCCGAUUAUCCCAGGUCCUAGAGGCUUACCGGGACCACCGGGUCCUCCUGGAUAUUGCUUCCCCUGUCCGGCUGUUCCACCAGUGAGGGGUUUCCCACCGCCACCUGGUGUACCCAUUCCACCAUUAUUUUCCACACAAGCUGGAGGAGCUGGUUUUGGUGGCGCCUCUGCUUUGACCACCGCCGUGGGCAACAUUAUAGUUAUUCCUGGUGGUGUGGGAACGGGAUUAGCAGGUCGUGCUCAGUUCUUCCACAUCUCACCGGAUGGUCAAGUGUUGCAGAUCGAUCGUCCGCAGAAUCUGCCCAGUGACCUGUUCGAUGCGCCUGCAAACACGGCAGCUUCGACUGUCAUUCCCCCACCGCCGCCUACGUCUGCAUCUGUGUCGGGGAUUACGCCACCAACCGUUCAAGCGGCUCCCACUCAACCCACUCCUGGUGAACAGACCACCCUACUUCCGGAGAAUGUAGAGGAGACCGUAUUUGCAGUGGGCAAUCGUCGGAAGGACUUCCUGCGCGGCAGUUCCGAUGCCAGUGACUGGCGGCGAAUCCUGCUCCUGGGCGAGCGACCCUCGGAGACACUGUUGCCACCUAAUGUUCACUCCGUGUCUAACCAGCUGGAGAACAGCAUGGAGAGCUUUCAGCGAGCUCUGGUCGAGCUAAAGGAGAAGUAUGCCAAUCUUGUUCAGCCGCGCAGUGCCAACCAAUAUGCUGUUAUUUAUUAAGGCGAAAAGAGUCCGAGUAAAAUAUUUUAUAUUAAAAUUGUUUAAAUAAAAACAGUACUGAUAAUAUCUAGCCAUA
This is a messenger RNA of Drosophila kikkawai, 1042 nucleotides long. RefSeq names its product cuticle collagen 1. Lineage: Eukaryota; Metazoa; Arthropoda; Insecta; Diptera; Drosophilidae. The record is from RefSeq and is a predicted model, not a curated record.